Closterium sp. NIES-65 is the source of this 792-nucleotide messenger RNA. NCBI's taxonomy places the organism in Eukaryota, Viridiplantae, Streptophyta, Zygnematophyceae, Desmidiales, Closteriaceae. The record is from the annotation of a GenBank genome assembly.
AUGCUACCGUACCUCUUACCUGACCUUGCUGCCUUUCCCACAGUCGCUGAACUCAUUACGCACCUCCACACUAGUGACACUCGCUACCGCGCUGCGCUUCCUCCUGAGUUCUGCGCCAAGAACCCCCCCCCCCCCAUGUACAUCACCCUCUACUACAUAGUCACCCGGCUCCCUGACUCUCUCCGCGGGUGUUCCCCCUCCCCCCUCUUGCCCUCUGUUGCUUCUCCUGCUGCUGCCGACCUCGUUCAUUUCUACGGGGUCGGCGCUGCGUCUGCCCCUAGCGAGAGACGCCGCACCGGCAAGGGCAAGGGGGGCAAGGGAACUAGAGGGGCUAGCGGGGGCGGUGGAGGUGGUGGUGGAGGCAGUGGAGGGAGUGGGGGUGGUGGUGGGAGUGGUGCCGGGGGUGGCGGCGGCGGCGGCAGCAGUGGAGGCGGAGGAGGCGGCGGUGGUGGCGGAGGGAGCGGAGGCGGCGGAGCCGUCUCUGGCACCCUGUCAGGUCUCUACCUCCCCUCGUUCUCUACGAACUUGGUGAGUGGAGCGGACCUACAGGAUAGGGGUGUUGACCAGUUCACUCCUGCGAGUCAGCGGGUGACCCACUGCACGUGUUCUCGGACAGGCCGACACUUGGCCACGUUUACCCAUCGGCCUGGGUCGAGCCUGUACACCCUUACUGCUGAGUCUCCUGAAGCUGCUGAGUCUCGUCAGGUAACUGCGUCGAGUCAGGUGUUUGCUGCAGCGUCCAGGUCUUGUCCUGAGUCUGCUCCCUGCUCGUGUCGUCUCCUGUCCCACUAG